Eucalyptus grandis is the source of this 678-nucleotide messenger RNA. RefSeq lists its product as uncharacterized. Gene Ontology annotation, molecular function: protein binding. The coding region runs from base 1 to 678 and encodes 225 amino acids. The record is from RefSeq and is a predicted model, not a curated record. The transcript is spliced from 3 exons. Lineage: Eukaryota; Viridiplantae; Streptophyta; Magnoliopsida; Myrtales; Myrtaceae.
AUGGCAACGCAAUCAAGUGAAAAACAACGAGAUUCAAAUCAUGCAAAACAACCUGCAGAUCUUCAUUUAAGCGUUGUAUCAGCUCCUCGUCAAUCUAUAGGUGCUCGAGGCAGAUACUAUUACCGACCAUUGUUGGAAGCUGCAUACAAGGGUGAUUGGGAAUCUGCUAAAAAUUUUUUUGAACAAGAUCCUGCUUCAAAGAAGGCCAACAUAACAGACAGAUUAGAAACAGCGCUUCACAUAGCUGCUUUGAGUGCACAAGACCAAUUUGUUGAGAACCUGGCUAAGCUCUUGUCUGAAUCUCCAGACGCUGCAGACGCUGCAGACGCGCUUGAGAUGGUUGAUUGUGUUGGCCGCACAGCCCUCCACUAUGCUGUCCUGAGUCAAAGGAUAAGGAUGGUCAAGGCAUUAGUUAGAAGUAAUCCUAAGUUGACGCAACUUGCAGAUAAUGAAGGACGUGUUCCUUUGGAAGUAUCUGCUCGGCAAGCUUCUAUGCAUAAGGAGAUUCCCUGGUUCCUCGCGAAAAGGACAAUAAACGAUGGGCCAACUCACCCCUUCACCAGGCCCGCUGCAAUUGAUUUCAUUUUGGACCUCACCUACGCUGGUCAUCAUGGUAAAACCACCAUCACUCUUUAUCUCAAUUCCAUUUGUUUAUUCCUUUAUUCUAGACUUAGCUAA